AUGUUGACUGUAAUAUGUCGACGUGGGUUAUCUAGUGCGUUGCGCAAUUAUCGUACACUUAGUUCGACAAAACGAAGUUCAUCGAUUUCCGGAGAAGAGUCAGAGUUGCGUGGCGAUGGUGCCAUUCGACGAAAAGAUCCACUUGGUUUUACGAUUGAACAAACUUAUGCUAGUGUUCUAUCAUUUCUUCGACGAAAUUAUACACGUGAUCUGACUAAUAUCGAUGUUGCUGUGACUGGUAUACCUCUUGAUUUAGCAACUACUUAUCGACCAGGUGCUCGAUUUGGACCGCAAGCCAUUCGAGAAGUGUCUCCACAAGUAGCUAAUAGAAAACCUUAUCCUGAAGGAAUCGAUCUUUUUGCUGAUCUAGCCGUUGUUGAUUAUGGUGAUUGUUGGUUCGAUCUAAGUCAACCUCAUACAAUACCGACUGCUAUUGAAACUCAUGCAAGAAAAAUUAUUGAUCAAAAUGUUUUUCUUCUCUCACUUGGUGGAGAUCACUACUCAACAUAUCCACUACUAAAAGCACAUGUUUCACGUCAUGGCAAACCGUUAUCUCUCAUUCAAUUCGAUGCACAUUGUGACACAUGGCCAGAUGAAUCCUCAAACAGUAUCAAUCAUGGUUCCAUGUUCUACUAUGCUGUUCGUGAAGGUCUUAUUGAUCCUCAAACAUCUAUACAAAUUGGAAUUCGUACAUUUAAUGAUGAUUUUAUGGGUGUAAAAAUCCUUGAUGCUGAAUGGGUACAUCAACACUCAGUCAAUGAUGUAGCAGAAGAAAUUCUAAAUCGAGUCGGAAAUCGACCAACUUAUUUAACAUUUGAUAUCGAUUGUCUCGAUCCUGCAUUUGCUCCUGGCACAGGUACUCCAGUCUGCGGAGGCCUAACAAUGGCACAAUCGAUGUCUAUUCUUCGUCGUUUGGGUUCAAUCAAUUACGUCGGAAUGGAUAUUGUUGAAGUAUCUCCACCAUAUGAUCAAUCAAAUAUAACAAGUCUAGCUGCAGCUACUAUUGGAUAUCGAUUUUUAUGCUUACUUCGAAAUAAAAAGAUUAUUGAUAAAUCAUUUUCAUUUGGAAAUUAUUCAAAUUACAAAUAA
Molecule: messenger RNA, 1089 nt
Organism: Rotaria sordida
Lineage: Eukaryota; Metazoa; Rotifera; Eurotatoria; Philodinida; Philodinidae
Source: the annotation of a GenBank genome assembly